UUCGAUCCCUCUAUAAUUUCCUUCCGAAUUCUUGGGGCAACGGCCGUCUCCAUGGGCGCAUUCUCUUUGCUGCCCUCCGUUCCGGCCACCACUCGCUCCCUCGUCCCCUCCGCCUUCCGAUGGAGCGCUUCGCCGCUCAACUCCGCCGCGACCGCAGUCCCUCGGCGCGGCCUUCCUCCCUCCCGUCGCCGGUUUCUCCUAGGCCGCCUCCAAUCCAACAUUGCUGAUAGAGAUGGAAUGGCUCAAAUGCCUCUGGAACAGUCUGAAAUCAUUUUUUUAGGCACAGGAACUAGUGAAGGUAUUCCUCGAGUGAGCUGCCUCACUAAUCAAUUGAAGACAUGUGGGGUUUGCUCAAAGGCAACUGAGCCAGGCAAUAAAAAUAGGAGGCUUAACACAAGCAUCCUUAUACGUUAUACCAAUUCUAUUGGAAGAUUUAACAUUCUUAUAGAUGCGGGCAAAUUCUUCUACCAUAGCGCACUUCGGUGGUUCCCUAGUUUUGGGAUGAGAACAAUUGAUGCAGUCGCUAUUACUCAUUCUCAUGCAGAUGCAAUUGGAGGCCUUGAUGACCUUCGAGAUUGGACAAACAAUGUCCAGCCACACAUACCAAUCUAUGUAGCUAGGCGUGAUUUUGAGGUGAUGAAGAAGACUCAUUACUAUUUAGUGGAUACAAGUGUAGUUUUACCUGGUGCUGCUGUCUCUGCAUUGCAAUUUAAUCUUAUAGAGGAGGAACCAUUUUUUGUUCACAAUCUCAAGAUUACUCCUUUACCUGUCUGGCAUGGACAUGGUUACCGUUCCCUAGGUUUUCGUUUCGGGGAUAUAUGUUACAUAAGUGAUGUUAGUGACAUACCAGAAGAAACUUACGAGCUUCUCAAAGAUUGUGAACUUCUGAUUUUGGAUGCACUAAGACCAGAUCGUUCAUCUCCAACACAUUUUGGACUACCAAGGGCUCUAGAGGAAGUCCGGAAGAUUCAACCAAGGAGAACACUUUUUACUGGUAUGAUGCAUUUAAUGGACCAUGACAAAGUAAAUGAACAGCUUUCUAAGUUGAUGGAGACAGAGGGUCUGGAUGUUCAGCUGAGCUAUGACGGCCUCCGUGUACCAGUAAGCCUCUAGAAGAGUUGUUUUUUUUUUUUUUUGAAACUCUUCACCAUUCAUUUUCUCAACAAUCAUGUCUAAUAAAUUGGCACUGCAAUCCUGCUGCCUUUUAAGUGGGGUCGGGAUGCUGUAGCAAUGCGAUGCAUCUCCAUGACUAAUUUUUGGAUUGUUUGGUGAGGUCAAAUAAAACGCCAGCAUAGUAAUCUCUUUUUUU
This is a messenger RNA of Phoenix dactylifera (date palm), 1309 nucleotides long. RefSeq names its product Metallo-hydrolase/oxidoreductase superfamily protein. Lineage: Eukaryota; Viridiplantae; Streptophyta; Magnoliopsida; Arecales; Arecaceae. The record is from RefSeq and is a predicted model, not a curated record.